UGCUUUAACGAAUGGGCCAGUUCAUGCUGAUCCUUUUGUUGUGGGCUGGCUCCAUCGAUCUCACCAGUUGCCGCUGCCUCUGCUGUCGCCGCCUCCACCUCCUCCUCUUCUCUCACAAGCCGUAGUCGCUGCCUCAUCUGCCGCCGAGCCCCUCUUAGCCAUAAACCUCCUCCUCCGCUCAACCCCUCACUCAGAUGCCAUUUCUCUCCGCUCGAAUCGAGCUUGACCCCGUCUUACUCACAUAGUCAUUCAGCGUCACACUGCCUCUCAGUCACAUUCACGCACGAAUCGUUCCGGUGAUAUAGCCGCCAGCCCGCCACCGCCGUCCCAUGGUGAGAUCCUAGUGUUCCCGAUUCCUUCAGGUGUGGUCAGAUUUGAACAAAAACAUUUGCGGGCAGCUAUUUGGGAACGAGAAACAUGCUUCUGGACAAGAAUGCCCAUAAAGAAACCCUUUAUGAUGUUCUUAAUGUGAAGGAAGAUGCAAGCUAUGAAGAGAUUCGUGCCAGAUACCGCAGUGCUGUGCUCAAUUUACAUCCUGAUAAAUUAUUGAAGACAUCUGAGAUGUCAAGCAGUCAUCAAACAUCAGGAGAUAGAUUCCUCACUGUACAGAAGGCAUGGGAAAUUCUCAGCAAUUCAACCUCUCGUUCAACAUACGACAAUGAGCUGCGUGGUUCAAGGCAGGAUGCAUUGGCUGCAGAUGUUGCAGAAGAUGUAAGUUUGCAGGAUAUGAUUGUUGAACAAGCUGGAGAAGCGUUGGAUCUCUCUUACCAGUGCAGAUGUGGUGAUUACUUUACCAUAGACUCUACAGAAUUGGAGAAAAUGGGGUAUUCGUUGUUGAGGGAUGGCAGUGAGAUUUCUUUACGUACUGUUGAUAGUUUGCCAGGUUCAGUAAUUCUUCCAUGUGGAUCUUGUUCUCUGAAAGUUCGUCUACUAAUCAACAUGGAUGAGAGCAAUUAAAUUCAUUUGCAUUGUUAUUUGUGUGA
Messenger RNA from Neltuma alba, 983 nucleotides. RefSeq names its product diphthamide biosynthesis protein 4. Gene Ontology annotation, cellular component: cytosol. Gene Ontology annotation, biological process: protein histidyl modification to diphthamide. Gene Ontology annotation, molecular function: metal ion binding. The record is from RefSeq and is a predicted model, not a curated record. Lineage: Eukaryota; Viridiplantae; Streptophyta; Magnoliopsida; Fabales; Fabaceae. The coding region runs from base 418 to 957 and encodes 179 amino acids. The transcript has 2 exons.